AACGGGGAACUUUUGGCAACACUGCUGGAAGCGGCGGCCGUUCGCCUUGCUGGGAUGCGCCAGGCGACCUUGGGGGCGGCGGCGCGCUUACCGGCAGGGCCUCCAAGGUGCUGGGCGUCGUCGUCUCCUCCUCUUCCCCAGCGCGAUCGUCGCCCUCCGGGAGCUUCCCCGGCUGCUGCUGCUGCUCACACAUGACGCGCAGGCUGCUUCGCAGGAGCGUCUCCAAGCGCUGCCACUCCCCACCGCCAUGCGCCAUCGCUCCGGGGCGCACCGGCAACCUUCCCCGUCUCUUACUUAGCUGCUUCUUACUUAGCUGCGAUUCAACACCCCCGGCACUGCAGCAGCUGCAAUCCUCCGCCUCUUGGCGUCGGAGCCUGGAUCCCACCAGGAGGUGGGUCUCACUCAGUAGGAGGAAAGCGGCGUCCGCGCAACGGCGAAGCUGCUUGCGCGCAAGUAAGAAGGGGCAGUCUGGCCAAGAAGAAGCCGCGCGCCCCACCGGGAUUCCGCCUCCGGUUUGUUCCGGAGGCGUGGGAGGCAUUCGGGACGCCUCCCCCGCAGUCCCGCUGGCAACUGCGCGCUGCUGCUCCGGAUUCUAGUCCUGGGUUAGAGCGCGAGCAUCGCAAAAGCCAAACCCCCGCGAUUGAUUAAGCAUUCGCGGCCGCGUGGAAGUUCCAGAAGUCGUGAUGCAAUAAAAAUAGGGUCCCCACAUCCCGCUCCAAAAUACAGUACACAUAAAACCUUCUAGAAAUUUUAAUUAUUAUAUUUCUAAUUUUUAAUGAUUAUUGUCAUAUCAACUAUAUUCCUUUGCUUUUCUGUUAGGAUCAUAUAACGUUUAAGAUGAUAAGACCCAGCUAGACAUACGCGUCCUUUUACCUGUUCCUCUAUGGUUUCUUAAUCAGUUGAGAAUGCUUCCUUCCUACUUAACAAACAUCUCAUAAAGUAUGCGCCUCCUAAGGUUUACUUAGAUGCAAGUCCCUUGUAUGUUCAAAUGGCCUUACUCUCUAGUAAUACGUUUAAAACUUCAGCCUCAAUAAAAAAAACAACCAAACACCUUAAAUACUAUUAGUCAAUAAAUUGUGGCAUCAGCUUUCAGUUUGUCAGAUUUGUGUUUACUGGCUGAAAUUCAUUCUCAUUCAUUUAAUUUGCAAGAGCAGAUAUACCAGAAUGUCCCAUUCUGCAAUGUGAAUGUUACUAGCACUGGUUGUAAAAUGGGGUCAGGGGGUCAGCUCAAAUUAAUAGCAUGUCUACCUCUAAUCCCAAAAGCAAACCAACAGACUUUUGAAAGAGGGGCUAUAAAGUGAAACUUCUUAUGGACCCAAGUGAAGGCCAGCCUGGGACUACAACUCCCAUCAGCCUCAGACAGCACAUCUGUGUGCUAGCAUCUGGAGGAACCUAGAUUGGGGAAGGCUAAGCAGAUACCGGUAACACUGGGCAGAUUGUGGUAGGCUAAGUAGACAAAUAGCCUGAGCUGCUUAUAAGGCAACUUCCUGUGUGCUUUUUAAAGAAUUGGAUUACACUGUGGACUAACAUCAUGCAUGUAGUAAAUCUGGAGUAAAAAGUAUGGCUUUGUAGGCACAUUGUGGGACGUGGAAUCCUUUAAAAAAUGUAAUAUAAUCUUUUGGUACAGCAAAUGUCAACAUUUUAAUCAACUCUGUGAUUGAGACUGGUUACAUUUAUUCACGUUUGCUGCAUCUCUGUGUUGAGCUUUUUCUGAUUAGCAGAUGCUAUUCAACCUGCUGCAAGAUCUACUUAAAACUCACUUCUGAAACACUUCAUUAUAUCAAAAUUGCACGUGUGCCACAAGAUAGCAUUCAUCUAAGUUUCUUAUAACUUUGAGUAUCCGUUCAGGUAUACAGAACACCUUAUUUGGCAGUUACUUUCAAGCCACCUCACAUAGUCUGCAUUUCAUGUGCUACAUUCAUGCAUAAGUAAUCCAGUGCAGAAUGAAAAAGCAACAAAGGUCGCCUCUAGAUGAGCUGUUUAUUGAGCAUUCAUCCAAAUUUGCUGGCCCAAGGUUAUGCAAAGGUUAGACUGUUUUACUGUGCAUUUGUUCCCAUUUGUUUGUGUGGAAGUCAUAUGACAGCAGAGUAUUUUUCUGCUUCAGAAACGUGUGAAGAAGCACAAUGGCUUAGAGCAGGGACCGAUCCAUUGUCCUUCAGAGCCUGUGGGGGGCCGGACUAUAUUUUUGGGAGGAAAAUGAAUGAAUUAUUUUGCCCCACAAAUAACCCAGAGAUGCAUUUUAAAUAAAAGGACAUAUUCUACUCAUGUAAAAACAUGCUGAUUCCCGGACCGUCCGCGGGCCGGAUCCGAUUCCCAGGCCUUAGUUUGCCUACCCAUUUUUUAAUUUAGAGGAUCUCAGAAUGCCAGAUUCAAAGCUCAUUAAGGUUAUGGAAGACAAUCAGGGUUGUCCGAAAUUGGUGCGGUCAGAGAAGGUAAAUACACGUACUAAGCACAUAGACCUAAAAUGUUAUACAAUAAGAGAUUUGAGCCAGAAUGGGUUUAUUGAAAUGCAGUAUCGUCCAACAAUGGAAAUGACAGGUGAUAUUUUAGCAAAGCCUUUGUUGAAAUGAAAGUUAUGAGAAGUUAUGUGCUAAACUAAAUUUUAUUAAUUCAAAUUAGGCACAGUGAAGAGAUUGUAACAUUUGUGACAUUUAUUAGGAUGUCUGGCAUCAGGUGGGCAGGGCUUAUGUGUUGUGCUCUGGAAUCGGCCCCUCCUUUCGGGUGUUCGGUUAAGUUCAAAUGGACAGGCCAACUGUCAUUCUUGCCUCAUGAUGCUGUUUUAGUUUCUCUCAGACAGUAUGUUAUGUUACAAUUUUCUUUAUUAUUAAAGCUUUGUUUGACAUAUACAGUACUUGUAUUGAACAAAUUCCUAAAAGAAAAGAAACAUUGCUAAAAGAAACUCUGCUAAAGAAUGGUGGAAUAUCCUAAACUGGGUGGGGGGAUAUUCCCAGACUCGCCAGCAUGCCCCAUCCAGAGUGUCACUGAGGCUAGCUGUGCCCUGCAGGUGGCUUGGGUGCCUUGCAGGCCCUGCGCUGCCUGAAAAAGCAGUGUGAGGCUGGCAUCCGCCUGCCGCCUCCCCCUCAGCUGCCCUCUGGGUGGAGGGUGCCUGGGAGGGAUGCAGCAGCUUGGGCGCAAGCCCCACGCUUCUUUGCAGGCAACAUGGGAGGGACACAGCUCCAGCAGCACACAAUCCUGAGGUCUGUGAACCACGCAGUGUCUCUGAGGAAGGCAUCAGGGUGGCACCUUUCUCCAUCAUAAUGGCUGUGCUAAGUAGCAUCUGUGCCACCUGCCUUUUGGGGGUUUUUUGCCCUCCAUUACCUGAAUGAAAUGAAGGACUGGUGCAGCCAGGGGCUGGAAGGCGGAAACAUGAAAUUCUUUAGAAGGUAAAAAGAACCUACUUGUCUUCCUACCUACCCAGGGGCCUAGAAUGGGGGGGGGGCAUUGCCCUGGGCAUUUUUUUCUUGGGGGGUGGGGUGGUGGUACAUCAAGGCACCCUGCCCCGUUGUGAGUUGGAGGGCGCCUGGGAGGGACAGUGGCUCGGGCGCUGCCCCCCACGCUGCUUUUGCAGCCAGCGCAGGGCCUGCAGGGCACCUGAGCUGCUGCAUCCCUCCCAGGCACCCUUCUGCUGGAGGCCAGCUGAGGGGGAGGUGGCAGGCAGAUGCCAGCCACUAGGGGCCCAGGAGAUCUUCGUCUACUCCAGAAGAUCAGCCAAUGGGAGUUCUGGAGAACCUUGGGCUGGUGAACUCACAAUGGGGGCCAUGCAUGGACAGGGAAAUUCCAGAAUGCCUUCAGUUGGCUUUGGAGUCAACUGCCACCUAGCUGAGUUCAUGGCUGCUCCAAGUGCACUUUGGGACUUAGUACAAUACGCUGCUGAGCUGGCUGAUUCUGAGGGUCCCAUGAGCCGCCAUGACUGUAUCCUGAGAGUGUCACUGAGUUAUUUGAAAGGCGAAUCUACCUGUCUUCCUACCCACCUACCUACCCAUCCACCCCAUUUAUCUUCAUCACUUCCUCCAAAGAGUUAAGACAGCAAAUCUACUUCUCCUCUCCCCCAUCGUAUCCCCACAACAACCCUGUGAGGUAGGUAAGGCUGAGAGACAGUGACUGGCCCCCAAGGUCACAUCCUCUUUUUCAGUGUUAAAAAUGGUGUCCAGGCGGAUUUUUAGAAUUCGGCAAAGCAUCCAGUUGUUUGGUUUGGUUUUGUAUGGCUGCUGUCGGCAACGAACUCUCACAAGACUUGGGCACGCAGGGCAUCGCUGCUGCAGCUUGGGGUAGCGCCAUUUCUUCUUCUUUCUCAGCUGCUUUAUUCUGGGACUAAGAGGGAUCCUAGCAAAUAAUAAUAAUAAUAAUAAUUUAUUAUUUGUACCCCGCCCAUCUGGCUGGGUUUCCCCAGUCACUCUGGGCGGCUUCUAACAAAGAUUAAAAAUACAUUAAAAUGUCACACAUUAAAAACUUCCCUGAACAGGGAAAAGAAGGAGGGGGUCCCGCAAAAGGCAGGUCAGGUCAUCGUGGAGAGUUAGCCAUCUGCUUUCCAGGAUAUAGGCCUCGAAACCCGAAACGCGGGUGAAGGCAGUGGGUUUCUUUAGGGUAUUGUAACCCAGGGCGACGACAAAGCUGGCAAUGCCAUGGGCCUCCCAUCUCCUCCGUCGGCAGCCUUGCAGUUUAUGGGGACGCCAGUCACCUUGCAGCCGGCGCGAAUGUCCCCUCCGGCAAAUAUAAUGUUCUGCCGCCGGCACAGAUCAGAUCAGACACCCGGAGCAGGAGGAGAGCAGAGGCAGCGGGAGCCGGCGGGGUAGCUGCUGCUGCUGUGGUGGCGGCGGCGACAUCUCUUGCCCGCUCGCCCUAGCUUUGUCUCCCUCAGCGUCGGGGCUGGCCUGGGACAGGCCCCGCCGGGCCUCCAUUCCCUCGCCCUGACAGGACGUGGCGAGCGGGGCAGAGGGCGGCCGAAAGGGCGACGAGGGUAAACCCCGCCCGCUAACGACAGGAAAGUGACGGUUGCUGAGCGAAGGGAGGGGCAGCGUUCCGUGCGCGGCUUUGAAUUCAAAGUCAAUUCAAAGCGGCGGGAGGGGCGGGGCUGCUCUUCCCUUGCCCUGACGGUGGCUCCCUUGGGACAUACUGCGCAAUGGCGGAGCGCGCCCCGCCUCCCCCGUGACUCCGCCUCUAGAUUCGUGGUUAACGCGCGCAUUGCAGAAUCCACACGAUGGGCGAUGCAAUUGCGGCCGCGUGGAAGUUCGAGAAGUCGUGGUGUAAUAAAAAUACGGUUCCCACCCCCAAUUGCAAAAUACAAAUAAAAUCCCCUAGAAAUUUUAACGGUUAUGUUUUUACUUUUGAUGAUUAUUGCCCUAUCAACUCUUGCUUUCCUGUGAUGGUCAUUUAAUCUGGAAGAUGGUAAGACACAGGUAGAAAUACCCGUCCUUUACUUGUUCCUAUUCGGUUUCUUAAUCAGUCGAGAAUGCUUCCUUACUACUUAACCACCACCGCAUAAGGUAGGCAAAAAAUAAUAAAUCGAAAUUAUAGAUGGGGCCUUUGGAGGCAUAGAUAAUGGGUGGUUUAAGCUAGUUUAUAUCCAAGAUAGCUUUGGUUUAUGGUUCUUCUAAACAACUCCUCUGAAAGAAAAUGAAAUAUUUAUCACCAUCAUUAAUCUAGCCUUGUCUGUGUCUGUAACAAGAAGUCCUCAAUGGGGUGGUGAGUACAUCUGACUGAACUCAAGCAUCUUCAAGAAACCGAAGGGGGUGGGCGGGAAUAAAGUGCUGCUCAUUUUAUAUAUUUAGGCUGUGAACGUCAUUCCCCCGUUUUGAAAGAGCGUUCAAGUUUGUUUGUUUUUACUUCCAAACUCAAAGCUCAAAAAACAAACAGGACCCUGUCCUGGCGCCAGAGCUGAUGGGUGCAAAUGAGCUGCUGACUUUACAACAAUUCCCCCCACCCACCCCAAAAAAAGGCGGUUAUAGUCCUUUAGACCUACAGUCAGGUCACCUUUCAAACCGAUUUUGUAAAGAAAAAGAGACAAAUGCUCCACUGUGAAUUAAAUCUGAACCAAGAUCUGCAGUAUCGAUGGCUGGGGAUGUGCGUGUCCCAAAACCCGGAAGUGGCCUCAGCGGUUUUAAAACCUAGGAAUCCAGGCAAGUUGCCCCCCUCUAUACUUUUCCUAUCUCUCGUGGCUACAAAGCCUCCGCGGCGCGAUCCUCCCCUCCUCUGGGCUGGAGCAUAUCACGUGACGAGGAAAAGAAAGAAAGAGGCGUGGUCUGCGUAGCAGCUGCCAGUCUGGACCCGGGAGGCGAGCUCCGCGCGUUCCAGAUGGCCGGGGCAGGUUUCGCUGCCGAGCUGCGGCUGCGGCUUGCGGCGCUCAAAGGAAGGCUGCAGCGCUCGAGCCAAAGCGAAGAAGCCUCCGAUGGUAAGAGCGGGGUGGUUAAAACUGCGAAACCCGCUGCGGGGAGAAGCGCUUCCUGUUUGCAUUGAACCUCCCAUUCUCUCCUUUAAGCUUAAUUGGGCGGUCCUUGGUUUUAGGGUAUGUUUUUUCUUAAUUAAAAACCUCCCAUUUCUUGGGUUUUUUCGCCGCCGGGAGCAUUUGUGGGGUAUGUGCCCAGUGCCGGAUUUACGUAUAAGCUAAACAAGCUAUAGCUUAGGGCCCCACUUUCUUGGGGGCCUGCAAAUAAAGGGGGGGAAAUGGAUGUACAUUUCCAAAAUAUAAGAAAAAACACACAAAUAAAAUAAAACCUACAUACAGCAACAAUGUUUUGUGUUGUGUAGGCAGGCUCCUGUGAUGUAAGUAAUGGGCGCCACCUGCUAGCCUGCUCCCUAAAAUAUCACUGGUUUGCUCAUUUCUAUAUAUAGGGUGCCUUACAUUCUGCAUGGACUGGUUCCAUUGUUGUUGUUUAGUCGUUUAGUUGUGUCUGACUCUUCUUGACCCCAUGGACCAGAGCACGCCAGGCCCUUCUGUCUUCCACUGCCUCCCACAGUUCGGUCAAACUCAUGCUGGUAGCUUCGAGAACACUAUCCAACCACCUCGUCCUCUGUCGUCCCCUUCUCCUUGUGCCCUCCAUCUUUCUCAACAUCAGGGUCUUUUCCAGGGAGUCUUCUCUUCUCAUGAGGUGGCCAAAGUAUUGGAGCCUCAGCUUCAGGAUCUGGCCUUCCAGUGAGCACUCAGGGCUGAUUUCCUUCAGAAUGGAUAGGUUUGAUCUACUUGCGGUCCGUGGGACUCUCAAGAGUCUCCUCCAGCACCAUAAUUCAAAAGCAUCCAUUCUUUGGCGAUCAGCCUUUUUUAUGGUCCAGCUCUCACUUCCAUACAUCACUACUGGGAAAACCAUAGGUUUUACUAUUCGGACCUUUGUUGGACUUGUUGCAUGGCAACGUGCAAAUGGCUUUAGAUACCUAUUAGAUCCAUAAAUUACCAUAUAGUAUAUAUUCAACACAAAAAACGGCGCCAAUCUGUUUUUGACAAAGGACAGCUGGACAUAUAAAGGGCCCCGCUACCUUCGGUAGCUUACGGCCUUAUCAAACCUAAAUCCAGCCCUGUAUAUGUCCAUGGAUGUGCAACCAGAAGCAAGGCCUUCUCCCCAGCUUAGAUGUCUAGGUCUGCAUAGGAUUGCAAACCUAAGGACGUAGGAAACUGCCUGAUCCACACCAUGGGUGCAUAUGGUUUGUUGUUGCCAACACUGGCUGGUAGCAACUCUCUGAUGGAUUCAGUCGAAGGCACCUUGCCAGCACUACCUGGAUGAACCUGAGGCCUUGGCAUGCAAAGGAGGUGCUCUGCCGCUGAGAGCAGCUGCCUUCUCCUGGAUUUGUAAAGGGUUUCUCAUUCAUUAUCUAUGUUGUAAGGGUUUUGGGGGGUGGGGUGGGGUUCUGUAUCACACUUGAGCCCCUUCUAAUUUCUUGGGGGUCAUGGAUCCAGAAAGGGUUGAAAAAUCUAAUGGAUUGUUGUACUAGUCAGGCAAGUUUUUUGUGGCACCUUUGUAGCUCAGUAUGAGACUGUUGCUUCGAACCCCACAUUGGGGUCUCUGGGUUGCAUGGAAACUUUUGCACCCCUGUGGUGCAGGAUUGGGUAGUGCAGAAGCUUUUGCAUGAGGCGCUAAUGUUUUACAGGUUCUGAAUACUGUAAUAUCUCAAUGAUGUUUGUGGGGGAAAUACUGUCUUAUAUGGAUUGUGUUUUUGAUGAGGUCUUUGUCUCUUUUCAUCAACAGAUCCCUUCUUAAUGCAAGCUUCUGCUACACUGGAAAACUUGACGGACCUUUGUAACCAGCCUGGAGAAAAUGGCACACUUUCCAAACUCCUGCAACUUUAUACACAGGUACUGUGCAGUGAUGAAUUUUCAGCUUUUUAGGCUGCAAUUUUAAGCACGCUUGGACAAUAGGAUUCAUAAUACAGUGGUACCUCGCAAGACGAAUGCCUCGCAAGAUGGAAAACUCGCAAGACGAAAGGGUUUUCCGUUUUUGAGUUGCUUCGCAAGACGCUUUUCUCUAUGGGCUUGCUUCGCAAGACGGAAACGUCUUGCAAGUUUGUUUCCUUUUUCUUAAAACCGUUAAUACAGUUGCGACUUGACUUCGAGGAGCAACUCAUAGCACGCAGUGUGCGUCUCCGUGGGGGCAAGAACGCGUGAAGGCGGGUUCUGAGGGAGAGGGAGCUUUGUUUCGGCGAAAAAUAGCAAGGCGCGCACACUUCCCUCCCCACAACUCCCAGUUAGGGAGGCCAGGCUCCGGGGCUCUUCGGACGGGGCUCCUUCCUUCUCCCCCCCCCCCAGCGCCCCGGCGGCGACAAGAGCGCCUGCCCGGGCCCUCCGGCGCUCGCCCUGCGAGGGGCGCCCCCUACCUGCAUCUCCGCGCUUUCCAACCCCGCGACGUCGACGGCUGCGGCAAGUUUGCCUCUCGGUGUGUGUGCGCGCGAGUGUGUGUUCUCCUCGCCCCGCUCGACUUAGUCCCGAUGCAGCGCAGGCAGCAGGUGAGUCGCCCUUUGGCAGCGCGGAAGGCGCCGGGCCAGGCAAGGUCAGCUCGGGAGCCACCGGGGACGCGCCCCCGUGCUCCUCUCCAACGGGCUGGAUGCACCCCUCUCCGCUCGCACGCUUCUGGCUGGCUGGCCAGCUGCAGCAGCAACAGGGGCAAUAGGCAUCCACCGUCGCCGACGCUCCCUCCCUCCCUCCUGCCCGCGGCGGGCGGCUGGCUGGCUGGCGCUCUCGCUUUCUUUUGGGCUGCUGCUGCAGAAGGGAUUUUGCACCAGACAACUUUUAGGCCGGUAGGAGUUUUGACUACCGCGGCGACAGCAGCAGCAGCAGCAAGACGGCACCGACUGUAGUGCAAAGGGUCGGAGCAAGGCGAGCCGAACCGAUCCCGGGGGCUCAGGCAGCAACCUCCGCCCCGCCUCCCCCCAAGCCCUGCGCCCGCCUCUCCCUCCCUCCCAAGCACCCCCCUUCUUUGAGGUUUUUGAAGACUUUGGUUAUUUUUGAAGCUUUCCCAAAACUUUCCCGACACCGUGCUUCGCAAGACGAAAAAAAUCGCAAGACGAAAAAACUCGCGGAACGAAUUAAUUUCGUCUUGCGAGGCACCACUGUAUGUGAACUGUAAUAUGGUUCGUACUGGCGAAUAAGAGAAUUUCCCAGUGAAAGUCAAUAUGAAAUAAAUGCUUUGUUUGUGGUUAAACUGGAAUGGGGUUAAGAUUAAUAGCACUGUGAAUACAUCUUAGAGUUGUAUGUUUAAAGGAACAGACAGGGCAGUCCAUGAACUAGUUUAUGGGUGUGGUAUAAAUAUUAUUUUUAUUGAUUUAUUUACCCUAUUUUGUAUGUAUAAACUGAGGUGCUGUUGUCAAAUUUCAGUGACACAAAUAAAAAACUAGCUUAAUGGUGAUUAAGAUAAGCUUACGUUUGUGAUUCCAUUGACUUACUAAAUUGGCUUAAAUGCAGUUUUCUGCCUUGAUCUUUCUGUGGCUUAAAAUGUAGAGUAGUUAUGUAUUCUAGUUUCUGUUUCAUUUUUUAAUUUUAUUUUAAAGAAAUUAGGAGGGCUUGAUACGGUCACUGCUUUUUUCCGGGGGGGGGGGGACGCAUACCCCUAAACAGUUUGUGAAUCUUUGUACUUUUGUCUAUUUACUGUAUUUAUUUUUCCCGAUUUGAACUAUAAAACGGUGAUUUUCUUGAGCUAAAAGAGAGUUUUAGUACCCCUAGAAAAAAUUUUAAAGAAAAAAAAAAGCACUGGAUACGGCUAUAUAGCCAUAACAUGAUAGCUUCUGACCUUCACUGUUCUUAGAUUUGCUCAGACUGCUUGCCCCAGAUAUAAGUGAGAUGACUUAAGACAGUGGUUGAUAAACACAGCAAUACUUGCUAGCACAAAUUCUUGCCAGUGUAGAGCAGGCACAUAGGAAACUGCCUUAUCAGGCUUUUAUUGAUAAAAGUCAAGCUUUGCCCACUCCGAUUGGCAGCAAGAUUACAAGGUCUUUCUUACCACCUGGAACCUAAUCCCUUUUUAACUGGAAAUGUCUGAAGCUGGAACCUUCUGCUUGUAAAACAUGUCUUAUACCACUGAAGUCGACCCCUUCCAGAACAGCCUUAAAACUGAGGUGCUGAGCUGAUUCAUUGCAUCAGUAUAUUUGUCAAGGCAGAGACUAGCAGACCUAUUAUGCUAAUAUCCACCACAGGAUGCUUAAUUUUCAAAUUCUGAGGUUACAGAGAAGGUAUUGGUGACCUGGAAGUGUUGAAGGUAAAUGUGGUCUUGCAAUGAUCAGUGAUGCGUGUCCACCCCCCCCCCCAUUUGUAUAUUCUAACAUGCUAUCCUGAUCUUCGGAAAGGGAUUCCAGGAUACAGCAGUGAAAAUACUUGUACAGGUUAAAUCCAGCCCAACGCUGGUAUUAGCAAAUCCAUCCUUUGCACUGUGGUUUGUAAACUUAUGGUUUAGAAAUCCUUACAGCCUGGUCAGGGGAGAGCGGGAAAUGUAGAAGGAACUUGCUUUCAAUCCCCUUCUUAGAAAGUUGCCUUAACAUAGUACUUUGUUUAGUCAUUUAGUCGUGUCCGACUCUUCGUGACCUACUAGUAACAUAGCACUACUCAGAGCUUACUUGGACAAGGUGGACUGUCAACUAGGGAGGACGAAACAGGUUGCAGAUUGUGGUGCUGAUAUUUUUCCACCUUUUUAAAGGCCGUCCUGGAUAUCACAUAUUUUGAGGAGAACCAGCUUGUCGAUGAAGACUUUCCAGAGGAGUCCUCUUUGCAGAAAGUUGAGGAACUAAUCAACACACUUUCAGAGCCAGAGAUCUUGAUCAAUGAAAGCGGUACAUCUCAAGAAGUGAGUGUUAACUAAGUGUUAAGUCUCAUUCGCCUGUAUUUCUUUAAAUUUCAUGUAACACACAAAAACAACCUCUAAGCCCUGUUGCCUUCAGUGUCUCUGCUCAUUUUCUUUGUUUUGAAUUUUUCAGCCCAUAGCAUUCAGUGGUAUUAUCAGCGAUAAGUACUGACUUGCCACCCGAUGGUUAUAUUGAACUUUUAUUUAGGGAAAUUCACUGUUGUCAAGCCUCAAGUCAUAAUUUUUGUGUUGGUGGUGGGUUCCCUAAGAUUUGAGAGGAUAAUGCAAUACAGUGGCUUGCAUCUAAAUAAAGGCAACAUAACCUAAUUUAAAGUUUUUAGGUGCUAUUUAGCUAAGUUUUAUUCUGAGUAAUUUCCUGCUGAAAUUAAUGAGACUCACCUGGUUAUGUUCAUGAAUUUCAGUGGCUCUACUCUGAGUAAAACAUAGUUAAAUACCACCCAUUGAGUUGCCUUAAGAUUGAAUUUUAAUAAAAGGAAAUGAAAUUAAUUAUUUAAAAUAAUCACCUGUUGCUUAUACAGUGGUGCCCCGCAAGACGAAUGCCUCGCAAGACGGAAAACCCGCUAGACGAAAGGGUUUUCCGUUUUUGAGUUGCUUCACAGGACGAAUUUCCCUACGGGCUUGCUUCGCAAGACGAAAAUGUCUUGCGAGUCUAGAGAUUUUUUCCCCCGCUUUCCCCCCCCUUUAUCUAAUCUGCUAAGCCUUUAAUAGCCUUUAAUAGCCUUUUAGCAGCUAAUCCGCUAAGCCUUUAAGCCUUUAAUAGCCGCUAAACCGCUAAUAGCGCUAAUCCGUUAAGCCGCUAAUAGGGUUGCUUCGCAAGACGAAAAAACCGCUAGACGAAGACUCUCGCGGAACGGAUUAAUUUCGUCUUGCGAGGCACCACUGUAAUUUUACCUCAGUGCAUUUCUACUCAUUAGCUAGAUUACUGGAAUGCAGUGUGACACAAAUCUUACGCAUAUUUCAUGCAAAAGUAAGUUUCACUGUAGUUAGUAAGAUUUGCUCAAGGAUACAUUGGAUUGCACCCAUUCUGAUAGGACCCUGCCUGCCUGUUUUGUUUUAUUUCACCACAAUAAAAGGCGAAUGACCUUUUCUCUCUUUAAAUGAAAACUAAAUUCAGGAGCUGGGUAUCAAAUAUCCGUGGAGACAGAUGUCACUUCGCACUGAUAUGCCCUUGAGUUCUGGCAUAACCUCCCAUCUGCUGAAUAGGGUGGCAGCAGGAGUUGAAGGGAUGGGGAACUGGUAUUCCUCCAGAUGUGGUUUGAUUAUAAUUCCCUUCAGCCCUAGCUGGUGUGGCCAAUGGGUAGAGAUAAUGGGAGCUGUAGUUCUGCUGCAUCUGGACAGGCACAGAUUUCUCAUCCUUGACCUAGGGAAACUGAUGCAGGAAGGCCGAUGCAAAAGUAAUACCUGAAUAUUAGUGGAAAGGGUGUAAUCUCAAGCAACUGCUUCUCUUUAAAUGUUAUUUAUGAAACUAUUAUUUGUGGUUAAGUCAGGGAAUGACUGUUAUACUUUGCAAAAAGAACAAUUUUUUAAAAAAAAUAGUUUGGUGUGUUACCUGUUUCCAAUAGCAUCAGUGAAAUGUGCACAGCUCCUUUUAAGGCAGUACAGUGGUACCUCUGGUUAGGAACUUAAUUUGUUCCGGAGGUCUGUUUGUAACCUGAAACCGUUCUUAACCUUAGGCACUUUAGCUAAUGGAGUCUCCCACUGCCGCCGUGCGAUUUCUGUUCUUAUCUUGAGGUAAAGUUCUUAACCCAAGGUACUACUUCCGGGUUAGCAGAGUCUGUAACCCAAAGUGUUUGUAACCCGAGGUGUUUGUAACCCAAGUUAACACUAUAAUUGAAUAUAAUGGAGAUAAUACAAUGAGGGAAGCCCAGAGGGGAAAUAAAUUGAGACAGGCUUUGCGUGUGGAAGUUUUAGUUGUGCACCCAGUCAGCUCUGUUCAAUAUAUGUAGUUCUACAAACAGUUGGGUUUCCUGUGUCUUGUGAAUCUGAAUCCCUCAGAGUGUGGCUACAGCGUACAAAUCUGAUUUGUUUCAUGCCGUUGGGAGACAUUCACAUUAAAAGAUAUGAAACACUAUUUUUAAAAAAACCUCAAAACUCAUUCCACCAACUCAUUUCCAAAUAUGCUAUGUUUGCCCUUUUUAUUCAAGGUUUAGGCAUCUUAAUCAGUGUGGAUAUCUGAUUUAUUUAUUCAUUUCCAGCCACUCGCAGUGCUUGGUGUAGAACUGCUGGAAUGUCUUUACUGGAGGAGAGGAGCCUUACUCUACAUGUUUUGCCACACGGUGAAAGGAAGGAAGGAGAGGUUGAUGAGUAAGACCGAUUUGUUCAAAAAGGUAAAUCUCUUUCUGCUUAAAAAGUUGUUGUUGGCACCCAUCUGUUUUGAGACAAUGGCGGAGAAAUCAAGGUUUUGCCUUCAGUCCUGCCCAGCAGAGCAGCAGGACUGCAGAUACAGCCGUGGCUACAACACUCCAUCAUGCUUUGUUGCUGCCCAGCAAGGGUUAGGAUUGCUCUGUUAGCUGACGUCAUGCAAACUUGGUAAAUAAAGCCCAGCAUGUUUAGGAUUGCAUAGAUCCUGCCAAUCUUCGUCCAGAUUUAAUUUACAAUUUAAUGUUUGUCUCUUUUCCUUAGUAUACGAGAGAGGUUUGAAAGGUUACCUGACUGUAGGUAAAGGACUGUACCACAGUGGUAGACCCCGUAUUUUGCAUUCAGAAGGUCCAGGUUCAAUCUUUGCCAUUGACAGGAGUCUUGCCCAGCCCUGAGACACCAGACAGCUACUGCCAAUCAGUGUAGAUAAUACUGAGCUGUAAAGUCCAAUCGCCUGGCUCAGUAUUAAAGCAACAGCUUGUGUUUGCCUUCUUUAGGAGUUGUGUAAAUUAAGCGGUUCUUUUGCACCCGACUGCUCUCAUGCCAUGACUGAGUCCUGUUUGUCAUAUUUACCAUACUUUUCUCUCUAUAACACGCAUAUUUUUUCUCCUUAAAAGUAAGGGGAAAUGUCUCUGCGUGUUAUUGAGCGAAUGUGUGGUCCCUGGAGCCGACUGGCCGGAGCGCAGGGGCAAAAAUCCAGCAAAAAUCCAAUCGCGCGCGUCAGGGAGGAGGGAGCUCCGUGAGAGAGGAAGCUGUUGCUUUCCUGCAUUCUGCCUCAGGGUCUUACUGCCCACCCUGUUCUGUUUCGGUUCCUGUUUGCUCAAACGGAACAAAGAGCAGGCAAAUCCCCUCCCCUCCAGGCAAGCAGAGGGGAAAGGAAAGAAUCGCGUCCUUCCUUCUAAUUCCUCUCCGUGCUCCGGUGCUGCUGCGUCCAGGGAAGCAUUUUAGGGACUCGCAGGCAGCCGGAAAACAUGCAGGUGGGGGAGAGAGAGAGAGAGAGGGCUGGCUUGGGUGGGUGUGUGGGGGGAAACUUUUGCCUUCCUUUCCUCCCUCCCGUUAAACCCAUCUCCUGCAUUCUUAGCCAGCUGCUUCUCUGCACACCCCUCUUGUGCUCCUUGUCCCUUCUGUGUUUUUCCUUCCCUCCCCACUUAAAAUGUGGUUACAAAGCACAGAUCCACAUGGAUCCUCAGGAUCUUUGCAUUGGGUCACCCCAAAUUCACCAUCAGAUCACAUAGCAUGUCCAUGGCUACAGCCUGCACCAAAAAAAUCACGCACCCACUGUUGCCUGGGGCCACAAUGGUGCAAAAAUGUGGUUACAAAGCACAGAUCCACAGGGAUUCUCAGAAUUUUUGCAUUGGGCUACCCCAAACUCACCAUCAGAUCACAUGUCUGUGGCCACAGCAUGAGGCACAAAAAUGAUACAUCCACUGUUUCAUUCAGAAUUUUUUCCCCUUGUUUUCCUCCUCUAAAAACGAUGUGCGUGUUAUGGUCAGGUGCGUGUUAUAGAGCGAAAAAUACGGUAGUACUGUUUUUUCAGCUUUGUGACUAGAAGAGGGGGAACAUUCUUUCAGAAGGAGGAAAUGAAGUUUAAGACUAAAUACAUAAAAUGCAGUGCUUAUAUUUUCUCCUUCAGUUUCUUAAUGAAGGAAUCCAGUACUUGGUGAAGAUGCUUGAGUUCAGAUGUUCUGAUCACCCCAUUGAAGACUUCGUGUUUCAAGACACAGACACGGCUAGAUUAAUACAUGAAGGUAAAUAUUCCAUAUGGUGCUUUUUUGGUCUACUUUUCUUGUAGAGGAGUUGUUUAAAAGAACCACAAAUCAAAGAUAAUCUUGGAUAUAAGCUAUUUUAAGCCACCCACUAUCUUUCCCUCCAGAGGCCCCAUCUAUAAUUUUGAUUAUUUUUUGCCUACCUUAGGAGGUGGUUGGUUAAGUAGGAAGAAAGCAUUCUCAACUGAUUGAGAAACCAAACAGGAACAAGUAAAGGACAUACAUUACUAGCUGCCUUAUCUUCUACAUUAAAUGAUCCUAACAGCAAAGUAAAAGAACACAGUUGAUGCGACAAUAAUCUUAUUGUUGUUUUUAUUAUCACAGUCUAAAAAAGUAUCACCCUUGAGUAAAUUGUGAGAUUUUUGUCAAUGGACCUCUUACACCCACACUUGAGCCCAGGUCAGGCACAAUGCUAAACUAUGGUUUACUGUUCCAUGCAUGGGCCACUGGCUUGCACACUCCCCUUUCCACAAGAACUACAUUGGUAUCCCAAUUGGAAUAAACCACCUGUGACCAGUAUCUUGGGAACUUUAUGCUGCACACUACAGAACUUGUAGGGACGCAGGUGGCGCUGUGGGUUAAACCACAGAGCCUAGGGCUUGCCGAUCAGAAGGUUGGCUGUUUGAAUCCCCGCAAUGGGGUGAGGUCCCAUUGCUCGGUCCCAGCUCCUGCCAACCUAGCAGUUCGAAAGCACGUCAAAGUGCAAGUAGAUAAAUAGGUACCGCUCCAGCGGGAAGGUAAACGGCGUUUCCAUGCGCUGCUCUGGUUCGCCAGAAGCGGCUUAGUCAUGCUGGCCACAUGACCCGGAAGCUGUACGCCGGCUCCCUCGGCCAAUAAAGCGAGAUGAGCACGCAACCCCAGAGUCGUCCGUGACUGGACCUAAUGGUCAGGGGUCCCUUUACCUUACAGAAUUUGUGAAGAGGAACAGGUACAAUUUUAGGGAUUUCUCUUGUAUGUUUGUCGCUCACAAAUUGCAACCUUGUCAUUUGCAAAAUGUAGCUAUUAGAUAGAAGUUGUGCCUAUUCAGAAACCCUGCUCGCCUUCAGCUGCUUCUCUCCCCUACCUUUGGCAGGCAUAUUUAGCGACACCCACCUGCUGGCUAUGAUGUACUGCGGAGAAAUGUGCCACUGGGGACUGAAGUACUGCAGAGAAGUUAAGGAACGAAGUCGAAGCGUAGAGGCAGGAUCGAGCAGGGAGCAACCCGGAAGCUCACAGAGCGAAGUUCUGGACCAUCGAGAGACGGGAGAGAAAGUGCUCCUGAAAUACAUAACUGUGUGCGAAGGACCAUUGAGACUGCAUGACUGGGAUACCAAAAAUGCAAAGCUCAUACUGGACUAUUUUAAGCAGUUUUCUGCCUAAUUGACUUAAGGCCACUGAGAAAUGGGGGGGACACAUUAUUUUUCCUUUUAGAGGCUACAUUCCCUUGCAAAUAAUCCAUUGGGGACCACAUGACACGGGUGAUUAGAGCACUGCUUUUUUUUUAUCUCCCCACAAAUUACUUUUCCCCCUUCCUCCAAAUCUUCACUUAACCACGGUUGGCCUUGGAAGUUCUGAAGCGACAGGAAUGUUUAUUGGGUUAGGUGCCAAGGAUGCUUCCCCUACCUAUUCCCAGUGUCUUGUCUGACUCAUUCUCCUUGCAGCAGCUUCCACUUUUGCUGGAGAGAAUUGAGUCAAGAAAACACGAGGGAGCUUGGAGGACUGACCACAAAGAAUGGCAACUAGAGCUUCCCAACUCUCCUUCUCCCAGCAGCCACCGCUUUUGCUGAGCGGAAUGAGGGAGGGACUGGGAAGCAGGGGGCUGGCUUGCAGCAGAGCAGAUGGGGGGAGUUGCAGAGGAGGGUGUUGGGGCCUAGGUGGAGGCACCCGAUGCCAGGUAGAAAGGUGCUGUGGGCUGGGGUUGGCAGAGACGCUAGCAGUUCCUUGUCCCUGAUUUAAGCAGAUGGUGUGCCUUCCCAGAAAACUGGGGCAACCUUGUAUAGCUCCUUGCGAACCUGAAGGUCUAAUUUGUGCCUUUCAACAAAUACACAACAUUUCAGAGCAUAUCUUGACUUAAUUUCUGUACAGUUUGCGAAACUGCCUUACAGGUUACUUUACAGUAAUCCUUCAGAAGCUACUCCAGUUGCCGACACAGAAUAGGUCUCCAGGUUAGAGUUUCAGGUAAACCUAAGUUGUUGGCAUCCAUCUAGAGACAAUGGAGUGUGCUGGGGCGGGGAGUGAAGUCAAACUGCUGUGUUAGCAGCACCAAAGAAAGAUGUUCUGGUUAAAAUCCAUAUAACUUAGCUUUGCUUGGUACAUAAAACACAUGCGAAAUUGCGUAGAAAUAACUAAAAAUGAUUACCAAGUAGCUGCAGUUACAUUAUAUAUUAUGAUUGCUGUUGUUAUUAAUAAUAAUUAUUUUACCCAUUGAAGAUACCUAAAACUUUGGAGGAAACCCAGUUUGGCACCAGCCCGAUGCACAGAGAUAAGCAGCACGCAAGGAUGCAAAAUAAAAAUUAGAUGUCAUUUCCAUGUUUGCAGGAGAUCUUGGGUUGCUACCACGUCUGGAGUUACUUUGAUGUUGCUGAAUUUCUGCUCCCCAGCAGAGAAGCGAUGUCUCAGUAAAGUGCUCUGUUUCUGGGUGUCUGCCUUUUCUACAAUAUUUCAUUCUCCCAGCCACUCAGCACCAUGCGGCCACCGAAUGCGCUCAGUCCUUGCUGGGCUGCUCUGGCAAUGUUUUGUGCUUUGACAACCCUUUUUGCAUUUUGCUGCCUGUUCAUACUUCCCUCUUCUAUGUGGAUUAGGUGGAAGAGAACAGAAUAACCUUCCCAUUUAAUGCUUAUUCAUUAGCAUGGUUUAAUUCCCACCUUGGAACUGUUGCAUGCUGCAGGGCAGGGCUAACAAUAAAUAUAUGCUUGCAUCCUACAUCAGGUUUUUAAAGGGCCUAAUUGGCAUGGGAGGGACUAUUUGGGAUGACAGCAGGGCGGACAGCUCCUCCUUGAAAAUCACUGUCCUCCACUUGCAACAUUUAGGCUUUUUUAAAAAGUUGGUGUGCAAUGGAAGCUUCUUUUUAUUUAUUUUUUAAGUUUGUAUAAAUAAAAAUGUAUCAUUGCAAAAGAAAACCCAACUAAUAACAUUUCAAUAAAUUGAAAACAACGUAAGGUUGUACAUUGUCAUUGCACU
Molecule: messenger RNA, 18556 nt
Organism: Podarcis lilfordi (Lilford's wall lizard)
Lineage: Eukaryota; Metazoa; Chordata; Lepidosauria; Squamata; Lacertidae
Source: the annotation of a GenBank genome assembly